AUGUAAUUUGACAACUUAUUUGGUUAUGAAGAAUAACAAGAAUAAAAAGUAUAGCCAUUAAUACAGAAAUAAUAAGUACAGGAUAUAAAAGAGCUAUUUAAAUAAUAAAAACCUUCAUAAAUAUUAAAUUACAAAUCAAAAAGAAGAGGAAAAAAAUAACAAGACAAGUUAAAUCGAUUUAAAUAAUAAAUGUCUCUAAAUCCAAAAUCAAAAGGUAAAAUCCAAAAAAAGAAUUCAAUUACAGGAUAAGUCCCAAUUGAAAAUUCAAAAAUAAAUUUACCAUUAAUUUUACUCAAAAUCUAAGAAUAUAGUUAAGCAUUAAAAGAUUAAAUCUCAAAAAUUGACAUUGUAAUUACAUAAUAUUAAUCAUAAUGUUAAAAUAAGUAAUUAUAAUUAGUGGAAGAUCAAUAUAUUUAGAAUUUGUAAAAAUGUUUGCUUAAUUGUCUAAUUUAAUUCUAAUAACUUUAAUAAUACUUUCCAAAUUUAUUUAUUUAAAGAUAAUAUGAUUAAUCUGAUUAGAUUAUAAAAUUAGGUUAAGAUGAUAUGAGAUAAGAUUACACAUUUUUAGAUCAUAGAGUAUCAUUACCAGAAAUAAAGUUUUCUUAAAUUUCUAAAAAUGAACAUAUCAAACUUGACAAGAUGAGAAUUACUGCUUCAUCAAAAUUAUAUGGAGGAGUCAUUUGCGAAUAGAGAUUAUAUAAAAAUGAUAUAUCAAAAUUUGCAUUCAAAAUUAAUAAAAUUGAUGGAAAUAUUGGAAUUGGUGUUUGUAAUAAAGAUAUAUUUAUUCAACAAAAUUAUUAAUAUGACUAAUCCCAAAUUACUAAAGGGUAUUUUUAUUUAUAAAAUAAUUAGUUUAUAUCUAUUUCACAAUUAUGGUAGUAUAUAUCGUAAUUAAGAAAAUGGAUUAUUGUAAGGAUAAACCUUUGAAUUCCAAUAAUCAGACAUCAUAAUAGUUAUAGUUAAUUUCUAAAAAUAAUAUAUAAAAUGGAAAAAAUAUAAAGAAAAGUCUUAAUUUGUAAAAUAUUUAACCUAUAUUUUAGAGCAUUUAUUUUGAUGUUAACAAUGAGUUAUAUCCCUGUGUAGUGUUUUCAAAAUUAUCAUCAUUUAAGAAAGUAUCCUAAGUUACAAUUGUUAAACCAAAAACAUUACAGAUUAUAGAUGGCUCUUCUAUAUUUGGAGAUAAUUGA
This is a messenger RNA of Paramecium pentaurelia, 1187 nucleotides long. Lineage: Eukaryota; Ciliophora; Oligohymenophorea; Peniculida; Parameciidae. The record is from the annotation of a GenBank genome assembly.